AUGGCAACCGCAGAGCUUCUUCAGCAGAUCCAGACCGGCAACCUCCACAAGAGGGUUCUGCCCCACGCUUACGAGGCGCAGAUCAAGCCCAUCAGCGACACCCUGAACGGCGUCGACAUCAACGUGGAAUUCGACCCGAAAAAACACCUCGCCUUCACCCCAGACUGUCUGCAGACCGUCAAGCGCACCACGAUGGAGGAGCUGGGCGCCGUGUGCGACGACCAGAUCUCCGACAUCGGCGUCAGCGCGCCGUUCCCGCUCUUCACUGAGGAGGCCGUCGAAAUCAUGAGAGCAGAGAUCCUGCGCGAGGAGGUGUUCUCCCAGUGGGCCAGGGUCUCGUUCAACUCCACGACAGGCCUCGACUGCACCAUCCGCGGCUACGCAAAGCCAACCUGUCCGUUCACGUACGCAGCGUGGACCCAUCCGGAAACCGUCGCUGCUGUUUCCGCCAUGGCCGGCGUCGAGCUCGAGGUGAUCAUGGACUACGAGGUCGCCAACGUCAACGUCGCCAUGCGCUCAGAGGACGAGGCGUUCAACCAGAAAGUCUCCGCAAGAAGAAGAUCGUCGUUGGCAGACAAGACAGACUCCGACAUCCCGGCCGUGGUGGGCUGGCACAACGACUCGUAUCCGUUCGUGUGUGUGCUGAUGCUUUCCGACACGACGGAAAUGAUUGGCGGCGAGACACUCAUCAAGACCGGCUCUGGCGAGAUCGUGCCUGCGGCCGGCCCGGCAAAGGGCAAGGCCACAGUUCUCCAGGGCCGGAAACUGACCCAUCUGGCAGCGCUGCCGGUAGGUUACACCGAGAGAAUCACGACAGUUACCUCGUACAGGGCCAAGGACUCCACCAAGCCGGAAACCAGCGUGCUCAAGACGGUCAAGCCGGAAAACAAUUUCGGCUCCAUGUACAACGAGUUCUACCCAGAGUGGAUCUCGUACAGGAUGAAAGUCAUUUCCGACAGAGCCAUUGCGAUCGGCGAGGAGUUUGAGCGCAAAAGACGCAACGGCGAGACGUUCGACAAAGACGCCGCGUUUGAAAAGCUCAAAGACUUGCAGGCGUAUUUGCAACACACCUGGAAAGAAAUGGAGGUGACCGACGAGGAGUACGCUGCUCACUACAGCAGAAAAUGA
This is a messenger RNA of Ogataea angusta, 1128 nucleotides long. RefSeq lists its product as uncharacterized. The coding region runs from base 1 to 1128 and encodes 375 amino acids. The transcript has a single exon. The record is from RefSeq and is a predicted model, not a curated record. Lineage: Eukaryota; Fungi; Ascomycota; Pichiomycetes; Pichiales; Pichiaceae.